AUGGUGAUAGAUGGUCCAGAAAAGUGGCACGAGAUGUUGGGGAAUACGUUGUGGGCAUACAGGACUUCCAAAAGAGUGGGGACAGGCACAACUCCUUAUGCCUUGACGUUCGGACAAGAUGCAGUGCUCCCCAUGGAGAUCAACGUUAGUUCCGUAAGAAUUCAAAACCAAUUUGGGUUACAUGGUGCAGAAUAUAUCGAAGCCAUGUGUCAAGGUAUUGAAGACUUGGAUGCAGCCCGAAAUGAAGCCUCGAACCAGAUUCAAGAAGGAAAGAUAGUUGUUGCCCGAGCUUAUAACAAGAAGGUGAAGGUAAAGUCUUUCAAAGAAGGAGAUUUAGUAUGGAAAACAGUCCUCCCGCUGGGAGCUCAGCUUCGGGGUUUUGGAAAGUGGAGCCCGACAUGGGAAGCUGGUUUCCCGAUGUCUUCAUGGAUGGGACCCAAUCGGGUGAUCGGGUUGUGCGGCCAACAUGGGCCUCGUAGAGGAUCCUCCGACGGGGCUGUCACCAUAUGUGAUGGUGAAGCCCAACUUAUCGCCGCAAGUUGCGGGAAGACAAGCCAUCAAGAGGAAGCCGCCUGA
Malus domestica (apple) is the source of this 576-nucleotide messenger RNA. The record is from RefSeq and is a predicted model, not a curated record. Lineage: Eukaryota; Viridiplantae; Streptophyta; Magnoliopsida; Rosales; Rosaceae.